Messenger RNA from Ficedula albicollis (Collared flycatcher), 2662 nucleotides. It is a transcript of the gene SERTM1, whose product is annotated as serine rich and transmembrane domain containing 1. Bases 592 to 915 code for a protein of 107 amino acids. Gene Ontology annotation, cellular component: intracellular membrane-bounded organelle. Lineage: Eukaryota; Metazoa; Chordata; Aves; Passeriformes; Muscicapidae. The transcript is spliced from 5 exons. The record is from RefSeq and is a predicted model, not a curated record.
CUGCUGCUCCGAGGGAGCAUCCUCAGCGGUUUGCCUGUCCUGUGCUGUAACCAAGGGCGUUUGGUUUUCACAAGCGUUUAACCGAGGGGCUUUUCUCAGCAUGCAGUCCCUUUGGGUUUGGGCGUGAUCACCAACCACAUCCUCCACAUUCGGCUUCUAUUUCCAUAUCUUCUUCCUGCUUGCAGAGUGGAAAAGGGAUUCUCUGCUCCUGGAAGGUCCAUCUGUAAUGGGAAAAGAAGCAUCCUACUUACUUGUGGUCUUCUAAUUGCCAGAAGCAUGUAUCCAAGAAGCAGUAUUGAGGAUCAAAUUCUUGUUUUCAGAAAUGCAAAAAACCCCCAAUAACCGAAUAAGAAGGUGAAGCUGCCAUCUGACUCUCCUCUAGGGGUUACUUCUUCAGGAGAAUCAGGUUCUGAAGGAUAAAAUCUUAAAUUGUCCUGUGCUUGAGCAGUAAAGGAUAAAUUCAUUCACUGGCUGACUUGUUGUCUCGCCGUUGUGAUGGAAAAAUGUUUGCUUAAAAUAAACCCUUUUGAUGCCACUAAAACUGCCUUCGAACACAAGAGCUGUUGCAAUUUUUAAAACACAAACCAAAUAAUGUCAGAACCCGACCCUUCAUCUGGAUUUGUGGGAAACAUGGAAAAUGGGACUUUUCUGGAGCUGUAUCCCACAUCCCUUUCAACUUCAGUGGAUUCAUCACCUGGCCGUUUAUCCAACGUCUAUGUCUAUGUUUCUAUAUUCCUUAGUCUCUUAGCUUUUCUCCUUUUGCUACUGAUCAUUGCGCUUCAGAGGCUGAAAAACAUAAUUUCUUCCAGUUCCUCCUACCCUGAGUACAAUAGUGAUGCUGGAAGUUCAUUCACUAAUUUAGAGGUUUGCAGUAUUUCUUCCCAGCGCUCUGCUCUCUCAAACCUUUCUUCAUGAAAAUAAAUGAAGGGAAACACACGGGGAAUGGAAGAGCCUUGUCUAGUUUCUUGGGGAAGUAGUGCAUGUAACGUUUGCCUUAGAAGACUAUUAUCAAGAGAUGUUUUUAAAAGUUUCCUUAUUUUUUUUUUCUCUUUUCCUUUUUUAGUCUUCAUUUCCCCUUUAACUAAUUCUCAUUUUGGACAAUGGAUAAUGACACCUGCUCAUCAUUUCUUGCCUGUAAUAGUGAUGCUGUCUUCUUCUCACUCAUAGACGGUGUUUAUUAAGAGUACUACUGCCAAAUUGUAAUACAGUUCUAACUGGAUGUGUCAUUUUUCUGCUCUAAUUGUGACCCCUUCCCUGGUCUUGUGUCAGCAAUAUGCUGACUAUUUUUCUUUUUCUUUUUUUAAUUAUAUAAGGACUUCUGGAUUAAAUUCCUACUGCUGAAGUACAAAAAAAAUCUGCUUAAAUUAUAAAUAUUGGGGCAAUUUAAAGUUGCUGAUGUUGUUUCUUUUUUUUCUAUUUAAUUUUCACAUCUUUUUCUGUAUUUAUUGAUAUAAAACACAACUAAUUAUUGAAGAAUGUUGCUUUUGUUUAUUUGUACUCCCAACUCGUUCUGUAUGAAGUCUGUGUUUCAGUUUCUGAGUCUCUUUGGUUAACUUAGUAAAGCGACUACAAUAACGAUACUCACUGUUGAAUGUGUGGAGGUAUUUUUGGACCCUGUUGCAUCUCAUUACCUCAUUUGCCUAAUGACAUGUUCCUCCAGGGGGCAGCUUUUGCUGCUGGAUCAUCAAUACCACACAACUCCUUUUCAUUCUUCACUGAUACUGCAGUGUAUUGUUACUGGGUACCAGGACAAACCAGUGGUUUCUUGUAAAAGACCUGCAUUCAACAAAUACAGGUAGCAAGUGAAGAGCUCCUAAACUGUCCUUUAGGCACAUGAUGUUUGUACUCGGGUGAGCAGGGCCAGCAGGAACAGAAACUGCUUGUACUGGGGAGGACUUUCUGGGCCAGGCUUUGUCCUGUGGUGUCAGAAAUGCACAGCGGGUGGAGGGGGACACACAGGGAUCUGCACAAUGGCCAGGAAGACCUGUGCUCUGACCUGCAGGAAGUGCAAGGUGUGCCUGCAGGGCAUAGGAAGGGAUGGCCAGGAAAAAUGGCAGUGGCUCUGCCACUGCUCCCCAUCAGCUUAAAGAAAGGCCAGCCAGAGGGGAAGAGAAAUGGAACCAAAGUCUCACUCCCCAUUGCCAUGCCAUUUUCUGGCUUAUCAUUUCCCCUGCUCAAAAUGCAACAUGUCACUCCAUUUCUGCAGUAAAAUAAUGAGCAGCUUUGUGAACUGAAUCCUGUGGUUGGGCUUUAAAUCAAGGCAAACUUUCAAAUUAGUGAUUUGUAGCGCUACUACAACUGCAGCCCCAGACUGGUGCAAUGACUUGCUGUCCUUACUGCACUGUGUGAGCACAGCCACCCAAACCCAUGCAAAUUUUGCUCUCAUGGCUGGAUCCAAGUCACUGUAGAGACUCAAGAAAGGCAUGGCAUUGUCACUGCCAUUUCUGUUACUGACUUAACACAGGUGUAACUGUGAGAGAAGGGAUGAUCUCAGCAGGAGCAGCUGCCCUCCCCUCACAUGGCAGCACUGCCCAGCAGGCCGAGGGUUAGGGAGCACUUCCCAAACACAUCUGGACCUCCUGCCGAGCUGUCCAUGCAUUUGUAAACAAGGCAGACUCUGCCAUUAACUACUCAGGCUUUAAAAUACACAUUUGGAAAGUCU